GGGAAAGAGGAAAAGAAACCCGAGAGAUUCACAUCUCACCCCAAUUCGCUUUCCUCCUCAGCAGGUUUUGAACUGGUCUGGAUCUGUGUUGAUUUUGGACUGGUAUAGAAGAUGACUAUGAACCAGCGGAAUACAAUUGAUUUAGAUCAAGGAUGGGACUUCAUGCAAAAAGGGAUUACAAAACUGAAAAAUAUUCUAGAAGGACUGCCAGAGCCUCAGUUCAGCUCGGAGGACUACAUGAUGCUCUACACGACAAUAUACAACAUGUGUACUCAAAAGCCCCCACAUGAUUAUUCUCAGCAAUUGUAUGACAAGUAUCGGGAGUCUUUUGAAGAGUACAUCCAAUCAACGGUAUUGCCUGCUUUAAGAGAGAAGCAUGAUGAGUUCAUGCUCAGGGAGCUCGUGAAAAGGUGGUUAAAUCAUAAAAUCAUGGUGCGGUGGCUUUCAAGAUUCUUUCAUUAUCUUGAUCGGUACUUCAUAGCUAGAAGAUCACUGCCAGCACUCAAAGAAGUUGGUCUCACGUGCUUCCGGGACCUGGUAUAUCAGGAGUUAAAUGGGAAAGUGAGGGAUGCUGUUAUAUCACUGAUUGAUCAAGAGCGGGAAGGAGAGCAAAUAGAUCGUGCCCUAUUGAAGAAUGUGCUAGAUAUUUUUGUUGAGAUUGGAAUGGGGCAGAUGGAUUAUUAUGAGAAUGACUUUGAAGCGGCAAUGCUCAAGGACACAGCAGCUUACUACUCUCGGAAGGCUUCUAACUGGAUCUUGGAUGAUUCAUGCCCUGACUAUAUGAUGAAGGCUGAGGAGUGUUUGAAACGAGAAAAGGACAGGGUUGCACAUUAUCUUCAUUCAAGUAGUGAGACAAAGUUGCUGGAGAAAGUACAACAUGAGCUGUUGUCUGUGUAUGCCACCCAAUUGCUAGAGAAAGAGCACUCAGGUUGUCAUGCAUUACUUCGGGAUGACAAGGUAGAGGAUUUGUCAAGGAUGUAUAGGCUCUUUUCCAAAAUACCUCGAGGCUUAGAGCCUGUCGCUAAUAUUUUUAAGCAGCAUGUUACUGCUGAAGGUACAGCUUUGGUUAAACAAGCAGAAGAUGCUGCAAGCAACAAGAAGGCAGAAAAGAAAGAUAUUGUUGGAUUACAGGAACAGGUAUUUGUGAGGAAAGUAAUUGAGCUCCAUGACAAAUUCAUGGCAUACGUGAAUGACUGUUUUGUAAAUCACACUCUUUUUCACAAGGCUCUCAAAGAGGCCUUUGAAGUGUUCUGCAACAAGGGUGUUGCUGGAAGUUCUAGUGCUGAGCUUCUUGCCACAUUUUGUGAUAACAUUCUCAAGAAGGGUGGGAGUGAAAAAUUGAGUGAUGAAGCUAUUGAAGAAACUCUAGAGAAGGUGGUAAAACUGCUUGCUUAUAUCAGCGACAAGGAUUUAUUUGCUGAAUUCUAUCGGAAAAAGCUUGCACGGCGCCUAUUAUUUGAUAAAAGUGCUAAUGAUGAGCAUGAGAGAAGUAUUUUGACAAAGUUGAAGCAGCAGUGCGGUGGCCAGUUUACCUCAAAAAUGGAGGGAAUGGUCACAGAUCUGACGCUAGCUAGGGAAAACCAAACCAGCUUUGAGGAAUAUCUCAGCAAUAAUGCAAAUGCAAAUCCAGGGAUCGACUUGACAGUGACUGUCCUCACAACGGGUUUCUGGCCAAGCUACAAGUCCUUUGAUCUUAACCUUCCAGCUGAGAUGGUCAAGUGCGUUGAAGUAUUUAGAGAAUUCUACCAGACAAAAACAAAGCACAGAAAACUUACAUGGAUAUAUUCUUUGGGGACUUGUAACAUCAAUGGGAAGUUUGAACCAAAAACAAUAGAACUUAUUGUGACCACAUAUCAGGCUGCUGCCCUACUCCUUUUCAACGCCUCAGAUAGAUUGAGUUAUCAGGAAAUAAUGGCUCAGUUGAACCUAUCAGAUGAUGAUGUUGUUAGGCUGCUUCACUCACUUUCAUGUGCCAAGUAUAAGAUUUUGAACAAGGAGCCGAGCACCAAAACAAUUUCUUCAACUGAUGUUUUUGAAUUUAAUUCAAAGUUCACUGACAAAAUGAGAAGGAUCAAGAUCCCUCUUCCCCCCGUUGAUGAGAAAAAGAAGGUCAUUGAGGAUGUUGAUAAGGACAGACGGUACGCCAUUGAUGCUUCAAUUGUGCGUAUCAUGAAGAGCAGGAAAGUGUUGGGCUACCAGCAGUUGGUUAUGGAGUGCGUUGAGCAAUUGGGCCGCAUGUUCAAGCCGGAUGUAAAAGCAAUCAAAAAGCGGAUUGAAGAUUUGAUCACUCGCGACUAUCUGGAAAGAGACAAGGAUAACCCCAACUUGUUCAAAUACUUGGCAUGAUUCUAGUGAGCCGGUGAUCAAAUGUGUAACUCUAUUGCUGCUGCAAGAAAAUGUGAGAGAAUGUGAGCUGUUUAGCUCGAACCACUGUAAAUUCUUGUACAUUUUGGCCUAAAAUCGAGCAAGAACCAUCCUGAAAGAUUGGUUCAGGUUGAGGAAUAGGUGUAAUUCGACAUUUCGGAGCAGUGAGACAAAUCCAGCUUGCAUCCGUUUCCUCGGCGCCAACUGAUGUGUUAUUUAUUAUCUUAAUGCUCGCACUUAUUCAGAUUGGCUUUUCGAUGAAGUAAAUGUAAAGAUUUCAGUAAAAGCAGCCUCCAGUUUGCUGUUUUAAGUCUUCUUUCCAGUUUCCUAUCAACUUUUAGUAUAAGAUGCAUCAUCUGUUGUUUCAAAUGCGUGUUCUUUCUGUUUGAAGUAAUGUUACAUGAAACUGUUUUAAUGGCUU
Molecule: messenger RNA, 2785 nt
Organism: Sesamum indicum (sesame)
Lineage: Eukaryota; Viridiplantae; Streptophyta; Magnoliopsida; Lamiales; Pedaliaceae
Product: cullin-1
Biological process (GO): ubiquitin-dependent protein catabolic process
Cellular component (GO): cullin-RING ubiquitin ligase complex
Molecular function (GO): ubiquitin protein ligase binding
Source: RefSeq, a predicted model, not a curated record